Fusarium vanettenii 77-13-4 is the source of this 651-nucleotide messenger RNA. RefSeq lists its product as uncharacterized. Lineage: Eukaryota; Fungi; Ascomycota; Sordariomycetes; Hypocreales; Nectriaceae. The transcript is spliced from 3 exons. Bases 1 to 651 code for a protein of 216 amino acids. The record is from RefSeq and is a predicted model, not a curated record.
AUGUACCUCUCGUGGGCCUUUGCGGGCAUACCACUUGGCGUCUACAACGUGGUCCAGGAACUCAAAGUGUCUCUUCAAGCCCAGCCUCACAUUCUCAUCUUCCUGAGUCUUACAACUUGGUACCAGUGCCCAGUGCAGGUACUACAGAGACAAAUGGACACUCGCCAAGAUUCUGCUUGUUUGCCUAGCUACUACGUCAAUCAUCAGCGACGCCGAGACUCGCCUGUACUUUGCUCUACAACUCGCGAGGGAGAGGGAUAUCGAAUGGCCCGUGGCGUUGAUGGCGGUUCUUACAGCAGUUCAACUGGGAUAUUGGGUUUCGAGAUACUACUGGGAGAUUUAAAAACCAAGAUCCGUCAUCGUAUCUCGUUCUUGUUUGUUUCCAUCGAUGCGGGAGGUGACGCGGUAUCGAUACUGGCCCUUGUAUUUUCAGCCAGGAUUGACAUAUUGGGCCUGACCAUCUACUCAGCCGAGGCGGCACCGUGGACUGGCAUUGGAAUUUUGGGCAUCCAUUUUCGAUUCCGCGGUUGGUUGCUCGGAAAGAUGUGUCGGAGGCGAAAGAGGGGAGUGAUUGCAAAAAGUGCCUUGUUGUGUGACUACAUGGAACUGGGGGUAGGGGGCCUGGCCAGAACAAAAUUUGACGGUAUCUGA